GGUGAGGUAUCCUCCGCCUCUUCCCUCUCCCCACAACCCACCCAACUCCCAUUCUAUUCUAUGGAUAACGAGGAGAUAUAGAUAGUCCCCUUUUCUCCUCCCCACCAUCUCCAUUCAUUCAUGGCCCCUCCCCCAUUGCUGUGCACUUUGUAGCACCCCUGAAACCAAGCAAAAGAGGAGCUUUUUCCCACAAGCGCUUCUGGGCUCUUCUUCUCCUCCUCCUCUGCUCUAAAGGAGGGGGGAAACAUGGCCGUGGCCGUCGCCGUGGCUUCUGGGAGCCGCGGGAUUUGCUCCGGGCUGAAGCAGGUGGACAACAAUGGCGUGGCGCCCCUCAAGUGCUGCGCUUACAGGGGAUUGCGCUCCUGCGUCGUCCCGGUUUCGGCCAAGGCCAGGUUAUCUUCCUUUUUCGCUAUAAGCAUUCCUCGAGCCACAUCCCCAACAGCUGUGGAGGAUGGGAGCUCUAAUGUCACCGACACAGUUCCGACGCCCAAAGUUAUAAUAGAUCAGGACUCGGACCCAGAUGCAACUAUCGUCGAAAUAACCUUCGGUGAUCGUCUCGGGAGUCUUCUUGACACUAUGAAUGCGCUUAAGAAUCUAGGGCUCAAUGUUGUGAAGGCUAAUGUCUAUCUCGAUUCUUCUGGAAAGCACAAUAAGUUUGCUAUCACAAAAGCGUAUACCGGCCGCAAAGUUGAUGAUCCUGAGUUGUUAGAAGCAAUACGAUUGACAAUAAUUAAUAAUCUGCUGCAGUAUCAUCCGGAAUCUAGCAGCCAAUUGGCUCUGGGAGCGACAUUUGGAGUUGAACCGCCUGCACAACAGAUUGAUGUGGAUAUUGCGACCCAUAUAGAUAUAUAUGAUGAUGGCCCUGAUAGAAGCUUGCUCGUGGUCGAAACAGCGGACCGUCCCGGGUUGCUGGUUGAUCUUGUUAAGAUUAUUACUGACAUAAACAUCACAGUGCAAUCUGGAGAAUUUGACACCGAAGGAUUAUUGGCCAAAGCGAAAUUCCAUGUCAGUUAUCGGGGUAAACCGCUGAUCAAGGCUCUCCAACUAGUUCUUAUAAAUAGCUUGCGCUACUUCUUGAGGAGGCCAACGACGGAGGAAGCGAGUUUUUAGGGCUCUACUUAAAAGGACAGUUCAAGGUCGCAUAGUGUUCCAACGCAAUUUAAGAUUUUUCUUUCCACAUUACAGCAUCUGGCUGUGUUCCGAAUAAUGUUCUUACUCAUCUACUUUAGUACUCCGUUGCCCGAAAGCUAACUAGUCUGUAUCGAUGGGAUCACACCGUUGAGCCGAAUGAAAUCUUUGCAUGCUUGAAGAAGCACUCUUCUGCUUCUUGUGUUGUAUGCCUUUCUUAUAGUC
This is a messenger RNA of Ananas comosus (pineapple), 1353 nucleotides long. RefSeq names its product ACT domain-containing protein DS12, chloroplastic-like. Bases 247 to 1110 code for a protein of 287 amino acids. The transcript is spliced from 10 exons. Gene Ontology annotation, cellular component: chloroplast stroma; chloroplast thylakoid membrane. Lineage: Eukaryota; Viridiplantae; Streptophyta; Magnoliopsida; Poales; Bromeliaceae. The record is from RefSeq and is a predicted model, not a curated record.